AUGCUUGAGUACAUUAUUUCUGAAAAGGACAUCAAGAUGCUGAAAAGGAUGAGCAUUCGACAGAAGCUUAUCCAGUUUGUGAAUGCAGCAUACUCUGUGAUGGGGACAUAUAUGAUAUGGAAGAUGUUUUCGAUUCUCCUGAACAACGACAGCCCUAUUGUUGUUGUGCUGAGCGAAAGUAUGUCGCCGGGGUUUGAGAGAGGAGAUAUACUGUGGCUUGCAAAUAAGGAUUUUAGUGUUGGAAACAUGACUGUUUUCAAGUUUGGGAAGGAGAUUCCGUGUGUACACAGAUGCAUCAAGCAGUUUGGGGGAAGAUAUCUCACGAAGGGGGACAACAACCUUGAUGACGAUGUUUCCCUCUAUCCAAAGGGACGGAACUACUUGACCAGGAGUGAGAUCAAGUCUAUUGUUGUUGGGUACAUCCCCUAUUUCGGACACAUAAACCUUUGGAUCAACACUGUUCCCGGAGUGAAGUUUGCAAUACUGGCUGCAGUGGGUCUAUCUGUUUUGUUUACCCGAGAAGAGUGA
Encephalitozoon hellem ATCC 50504 is the source of this 528-nucleotide messenger RNA. Its product is annotated as S26 type I signal peptidase. The transcript has a single exon. Lineage: Eukaryota; Fungi; Microsporidia; Unikaryonidae. The record is from RefSeq and is a predicted model, not a curated record. The coding region runs from base 1 to 528 and encodes 175 amino acids. Gene Ontology annotation, cellular component: signal peptidase complex; membrane. Gene Ontology annotation, molecular function: serine-type endopeptidase activity.